Messenger RNA from Impatiens glandulifera, 1271 nucleotides. Its product is annotated as RPM1-interacting protein 4-like. NCBI's taxonomy places the organism in Eukaryota, Viridiplantae, Streptophyta, Magnoliopsida, Ericales, Balsaminaceae. The record is from RefSeq and is a predicted model, not a curated record. The coding region runs from base 270 to 920 and encodes 216 amino acids. The transcript is spliced from 4 exons.
ACACCGGUGGCGCCAGUCAAUCCGGUCACUCCUCUCUUCUCUCCAAGCUUCCCUUUUCUUUUCUUUUCUAAUUGCCAUUACCCCCAAUUCAUCUUUCGCAAAAAUGAAGAUAUGAAUCUAUCAAACCAACUUCCCAUACUUUUCUCAAAAGGGUUCUUCACUUAUCGCAGCAUUCUGGAGUCCAAUAGUUUGAAGAUUUAACUUUUAAAAUGAAAUAGAAGACAGUCUGGGAAAGUAUUACCAAUAUAUUCAAUCCAGGUCAAUCUGAUAUGGACAAGGAGGCUGGGGAAAUGAAGAGUCCUACAGAAUUGGUAGCGAAAACAGCGAAUAAUGUUAGGAAGAUAAGUGGAGAUGGUGAAAUAAGGAAACCAUCUAAUUCUCCAUUACACCACAAUGCAAAUGCAUCUGAAGAAGUUGAUUUUAGGAAAUUGACAGGUUCUCCAUAUCAUCAACAUCUUGGUGCUGGGAAUUCUGGUGAAAAUGUGAAAAGGACUGCAAGGCAAGUUACAGGAUCUGACAGGAGUUUUGAUAAUUCCCCACUUCACCCACAUUCUCAGGCGAAGAUGGGUGGAGUAAGAGUGAGUGGAGUUCCUUCCUCUGCUAAUGAAAGAAGAGUUUCAUCUGAAGGCAGCAGAACACCUUCUGCCACUCCUGGAAGGAAUUUACCAAGACAGGUUACACGAGGCGAUGAUUCGUCUGAACAAGCUGUUGUUCCUAAAUUCGGUGAUUGGGAUGAAUCUGAUCCUAGUGCAGCCGAAGGGUUGACUCAAGUAUUCGAGCUGGUUCGAGAGGAGAGGCGUAGUGGAGGAAGGUUACCCAUCAAUUCUAAUGAGGGUUCUCAAUCCAAUGGUCGAAAGCCAUUUAGAAGUGAAAGUUCCCCCAAGAAAUGCUGUGGAUGCUUUUCAUUUGGAAGAAAAUGAUGUUUUGGAGAUUUUUAUGUUGAUGAAAAAGAAGGGGGCAUCAACAAUCUGUUGUUGUUGUAUACUUAUAGAUAGUUCAUUCUUUUUCUGUGUGCUUUUUUUUCUUUCUACUCUAAGUAAGUCAGUCUCAUCUGGUAGACGAAAAGAAAACCCAAAAUAAAGGGGGUUAAAAAUCCAGGGAGAAAUAGCAUUUGUCAUAUUCAAAUUCUCUUCUUUUAUGUGUUCUGAUUGAUCUUUACAAUCUUUUGCUUUUCAUUUCCACUUGCUUGUAAAGUAUAUACAAUUGAAGGAUAUCCCUAACUUAUGUAUGUAUUUCCACUAAGGGUUUUAUUUGAUGGUUAUAAUUCUACA